This is a messenger RNA of Magallana angulata, 3946 nucleotides long. RefSeq names its product SPARC-related modular calcium-binding protein 1-like. The coding region runs from base 1257 to 2996 and encodes 579 amino acids. Gene Ontology annotation, molecular function: calcium ion binding; protein binding. Lineage: Eukaryota; Metazoa; Mollusca; Bivalvia; Ostreida; Ostreidae. The record is from RefSeq and is a predicted model, not a curated record. The transcript is spliced from 13 exons.
UUUUUGUGGCUACGGCCACUGCAUCUUAAUCUGUCCAAAGCAGCGUUUGUCAUUUGUCAUAUUUGGAUUGUAAGCCGAUUGAAGCACUGUUCUCAGCUCUCGUCUUUUCCACUCAAAGAACUGUUUUUAAUCAAGGACAUUUGACAUAGAAAGCGGGGAACACAUUUUUCAAGUUUUAACCGGCUGAAGUUUUUUUUUCGUGAUAUGUAAAUUCUGUUUUAAUUUCGACAGAAGACUCAACAGUGCAUGGAGUGUAUAUUAACGGCAAAAAAUUGUGAUUGACAAGUGGCCGGCUGCUUAAUUCGAUGAAACAGAGGCAUAAGAUGAAACAUUAUUGGUGAAUUACCAGAAGAGCUCCCUUGAUUACACCUUGACUAUUACAAUUCGUUUUGAUGUACGUUACGUGUGUCAAAGCCAUUAUCAAAUGAAUGUCGAGAUACGAUUCGUCUUAUCUACCACGGAAUCUCGCCUGUCGGUUUAUAGCAUGCCUCAAAUCAUUCCGUAUUAAAUAUGUUUAAAAUACGGUCUUUUCCUCUGUAGAGACGAGAACCCGAAAUUCUCAGACGCGCUCUGUCCACCAUUGUUUUUAGGGUGUAAGAAAACAGCGGGUUUAAAUAUAUAUCUUCAAUGAUUUUAACGAAUUAAUUAUCACGAUUAAAUCAAGAUUCGGCGGGGAUUAAAAUUUCAGCGAGAGUUAAGGGGUUUAACGAAGAUCGGCGGUAGGCAGUUAUAGAGUAAUCGGGCUGCUCCCUAGUCAUACUGCUAAAUGAUACAGUUAACUUUAACAAUAACAUGUAAGUAAAAGAUAUACAAACCAAACGGAUAUCGUCACUAAAAAAAUAAUUUUCAUUGUUGAUAUUCGCGAUUUGAUAUCGGGAUACUUUUCGUCACGUGACCUGUCUUGGCUAUUUAAAUACUUUGAGAAAGUACACACAUGGAACUGUUCGGAUGAUGAUUCGGGAUGUUUGAUCAUUCAUGACAUAUCGCUUUUUUAUUUUUAUUUAAAUAAAACACACAGGUGCGCUCGGACUUGCAUUAAGUGUGGUAACAAAUAAGCUGUGUACAUAGUAAAAAAAUGUAAGGAGUGUGGAAGGAGAAUUUCGUGGCAUGAGAAUCUAGUUUGGAUUAAGACCAUUUCUCCGAGGAUCUGAGAAAGAAGAAAACAAGAUGAUGGACGGACCCUCAGCCUCCGUAUAUUGUACUGACCCUUAGUGAUUCGGUUUUUUCUUUAUGUAUUCGUGUAUACUCCUUCAAGAAUGUACAAAUUUGUGUGGAUUAUAACCUGUUUAGUUGUGUUUCUGACUGUGAUCUCCAAAGGAGGGAACCCCUCGCUGACUCGCUCUGACAUCCAGGCCCAGGGAAAGAAUUUGUUCCGGGCUUUAAGUAACUCUAACUGUAAAAUCGACUGUUCCCGGAAGAAGAACCGGCCGGUGUGCGGGUCAGACGGCGUGACGUACAAAAACAGGUGUGAACUCAAGCGUGCCAAAAGGUGUGACAAGAAAAAGGUCAAGGUCAAACGGAAAGGACCGUGUUCACCCUCAGAAGCUGACAGUUCUAAUAGCGACUGUGUACGAGAGAGGAACGAGGCUCUAGAAAUCGCCCGGCGACCUACUUUUGGGGUGUACAUACCGGAGUGCAAGCAAGAUGGUACGUACACGGAGAGACAAUGCCAUGUUACAAGUGGUUUUUGUUGGUGUGUGACCCCCGACGGAAAACCAAUCGAGGGGACACCCGUGCACGGGAGAGACCCGGCCUGUAGAGGAUCUAAGAAACGUAGGCAGCCCAGACGUGACCGGGGCAAAUCUAAAUCUAAAUCUAAAAAGAAAAAACGAAGGAAAAGUUGCAAAACGGCAGACAAGCAGAAGUUUAACCAGAACAUAGUGCAGGUUUUUACAGAUGAAUACAAGAGGGCAGUGGUCGAUCCUGUUGCUCUUUCAUCUGACAAAGACAAAACACUUGCACAGAAAGUGAUUGAGUGGAAGUUUAAUCAACUUGAUUCGAACAAAGACGAUAUUUUAAAGCGUAGAGAAACACGGACUAUUAAACGCAUGGUGCGGAAGUUGAUACAACCCAAAGCAUGCGCGCGCAGGUUUUUGGAGUAUUGUGACUCUGACAGAGAUCGAAUGAUUCAGCGGAAGGAAUGGACCUUCUGUCUCAACACCAACGCCAACAGUAUUUCCCGUCGAAUUUUUUACUCCUUGACGACAGACCCAAAUGAGAAGAAAACAGACAACGACGAUCAGGAUGACUCCUCUCCUAAAGUCCAGAAGGCCAUCAUUGGGGGCCAGGGGAUUUCCCGGCCUGGCCUCAGUCCGCAACACCCCAACAUUGCUGACUCGAGACCAGACACGGAAGUCAUUAGAAAGAGUUGUUUGGAAGAGCAAGCAUCCUCCCUCAGUCAGCAAUCAGUGGAUCCAAACGGCGGUAUAUAUAUACCGCAGUGUACUCCUGAUGGCAAAUUCAAUAUUGUACAAUGCCACAAGUACUGUUGGUGUGCCGACCAAGAGACGGGCACGCCACUCAAAGGGAUAAAGGCCAUCUUAGCCAGCAAGGGGCCUCCAAACUGCAAUAUCACCGCGGAGCGUGCAAUGCCUGGUUGUCCAUUUAUCAAGAAAGCCAGAUUCUUAACCAGUUUGUUGAAUAUGUUUGUGUCAGAAAUGCAGAACGAUUCCAUGGCUAGUCAAAAAAACACAAACGACAAAGAGAAUGCCUACGAAAAUGCGGCAAGAUGGAAAUUCACCAAUCUUGAUAAAAACAAGAACAUGAAUUUAGACAGGAGGGAAGUGAAACAAUUUCGUAAACUUAUUCCUAAGCAGAAAAACACUAGAAAGUGCAGCCGGACUUUCCUCCGAUAUUGUGACGAAAACACCAACAAGAAAAUAUCGUUAGACGAAUGGUUGAGUUGCACAAAAUUAAGUGACUAUGGCUUAAUUGUUUCAGAGAGUCCACCACGAAAAGGUAAAAAUCCUCUAAGAGAAUACUUAAAGCCGAGUUAGGAUAGAAAUGUCGCCCAAAUCGAGACAGGGUCAGUAUAUGGCGAUGUUCUUCAGUGACGCCCCGUGACUUCAGUGGAAUUAUGGUCGCUUCAGUUCGGCCGGCGUAUUCCUAACCGCGGACUGACGUCUUUAAAUAAAUCACGUGAUCUCAGAAAGCCAACGUAAUUGUGACAACCUGCAACGUUGCUAAGGAAGCCGAUGACGUUUGCAGCUAUGUCUUCAUAGUCCCAGGAACAAGUAUUAGUUAGUGAAAUAUCAACUCCAAUCAAUGUCUAAUUUGUUGAUCAUUUUCAUCGUGUGUUCUACUCAUUUUUAUUUCGUGUAAAGUGCAGCAUUCAUUUUAAGGAAUAUGAGUUCUAAAGAUUCUUGAUGCGAAUUCGACGGAGGAUAUUGUGUCGCUAUUGAAGAAAUUGUCAAUACUUGUCGUAUCUGUGAUGCAAAAUUAAUAGCAAAACUUUCAAGGGAAUAAAAUCAUGAGUAAAAAAAACUACAUUGUACAUGUAUGUCCAUGUAACGAAACUGAUACGAUAUCAAGAACUACAUAUUAUGGACGAAUUCUUGGCUGUCAGAUUUUAAACUUUACAUUGUGAAUGACUGGUACGGUCGUUUGCUUUUUUGCUUGUUCACUUGAAUAUUUAUUAUUCAAACCACAAGAACCCCAUGCAUCAUCUAAUUGACAAUUAUGUAACAUAUGUAAGUUUAUGUAUGUUUUGUGUUUUAUUGUACGACGCGAUGCAGAGAAAUAGGCCGUUCUGAGGCCAUAGCUUCAGGACGACUCUGGGUCGUUUUUCUGUUCUGUUAUUUAUAUUCAUGUAUUUAAUGAUAUAUCUUGUUAAUGAUGCACACAUUUGUACAGGCUUGUCUCUUUUAUGUUAUUGAGUCGUUCAAACAAUGUUUCAUGUUUUUAUCAAAAUAUACUUAACUAAUUUAAUAAAUACAUUGACUGAAAA